GUAGUAUAUCAACGGAAUGCAACACAUUAUCCUGUAAAUUUCAUGAGAAAUGUUGCUCUCUAUGGUGCUAAUACUUCCCAUAUUUGGAUGAUCGAUGCCGAUUUCACACCAAAUAAGGAUGCAUACCAGCUAAUAAAGAAACAUAUACACCGAUUCAACUGGAAUACAACUCGACUGGCAUUGGUCACACCAGCAUUUGAGACGAACCUAACUGAGGGUGGAGUGCCCGACAAUAAAACGCAACUGUUGCAGAGACUUAACCACAAGAAUAAAACAAUACAUACAUUUAGCUUUUCCAGAUGCCCUGGUUGUCAUGAAAAGACAAACUGGGCAUAUUUUAUAAAAGCUACCAAACCGUAUAAGAUAGUAGGUGGUGGACUAUUCGAACCUUAUGUUAUCCUUCAAAGAAAGACUAUUCCAGUUUACGACGAACGAUUGAUUGCUAGGCAUUUGAACAAAAUACUCUAUGAUUAUGAAUUAUUUGUUUUACAGUAUGCGUUCUAUGUCUUACCAGAUGUCUUUAUUGUUCACGAGCCUCAUGAACGGAUAAUUCAGCCAUACACUGAACAAAUAUGUUUGAACCAAAUAGGACAACUUAUAAAGAUGGAAUUAUGGCGUAAAAGAAAUAUUUUGAAAAACGUAAAGAUAAGAAAAGUGAAUCAGACAAACCUUCUGUAGACUCCUGAAAUAUACUCCAUUUAGCAAACAGAACCGACAGAGCGUGAUGGUUAGAAUCCAUGUGUGCGUGCGUCCGUGCAGGCGUUCCGUAUGUGGACGUUUAUGAUUAUGAUAUUUUGUUAUGUAAUGAUAUACUAGCCAAAACUUAUAAUCACAGGCUGGUAUCGAAAUAUUUGUCCGCUGUGACGGAGCAUGCUAUUUUUCAUAAAAACACUAAGAAUGCCUCACGAUUUAUUUUUUAACUCAUAUGUUUCG
Messenger RNA from Owenia fusiformis, 933 nucleotides. The record is from the annotation of a GenBank genome assembly. Lineage: Eukaryota; Metazoa; Annelida; Polychaeta; Sabellida; Oweniidae.